AUGUCAGAAGAAGCACCCUUCCGACCACGUGAGAAGCUCCUCGAGAAACAAAAAUUUUUCCAAAGCGUCCACAAAUACACAUAUCUGAAGGGACCCUAUGAUAAGAUCACCUCUGUCGCCAUUCCAGCUGCUUUAGCUGCAUCUUCUUUGUUCCUUAUUAACUGCAGAAGUUUCCUGAAUUUGCUUGAUGGGUACUGCACGGCAUCUGGACAACAGGUGAAUUACAGCAAAUCCUUCAUCUAUUUGUCUCCUAAUGCUUCCCCCGAGUUAGAAGCUGAGAUUGGGGUAGCUCUUCGGAUCAACCCAACCACCGAUCCCGGAGUUUACCUUGGGAUCCCAGCAAAUCGGGGCAUAUCAAAAAAGGAGGCUUGA
This is a messenger RNA of Prunus armeniaca (apricot), 372 nucleotides long. NCBI's taxonomy places the organism in Eukaryota, Viridiplantae, Streptophyta, Magnoliopsida, Rosales, Rosaceae. The record is from the annotation of a GenBank genome assembly.